Molecule: messenger RNA, 10280 nt
Organism: Drosophila subobscura
Lineage: Eukaryota; Metazoa; Arthropoda; Insecta; Diptera; Drosophilidae
Gene: side
Product: neural cell adhesion molecule 1
Exons: 17
Coding region: 1546-4755 (1069 amino acids)
Molecular function (GO): protein binding
Source: RefSeq, a predicted model, not a curated record
UGCGAUAUUGUUCAGUUCUUAUCCGUGGCCCGUUCCGUGUUGUUCGCCGUGCGGGUGUGUCUCCGAGUCUCUGCUCGGCCUUUUCCAGUGCAAGCAUCGCUCUCAGUCCGACCGAUAAUAUCAACAGAAAUAAACAGGGCAUUUUUUUGUCACUUCUACUUGCAAUUUAUGUCUCUAAUUAGAGAGAGCAACAGCAGCAAGAGGGAACAAAGGAGGAGCCAAGACAUUAGUGCGUGACACUCGGAUCUUGUGGAGUGCUGCGCAUCGUACAGGUCGCGUAUGACCGGGCCCCACCCCACCCCCCUGAGAGUCCUGGCCCGUGCCGGGUUCUCCACCGAUUCCACCGACCAUCGGUGGGCGCCUCUUAAUUUCGCGAAAAAAUAAACAUCGCGCCAAGCAAACAAAACACUCGAAAAAGAUCCCAAAAUCCGGGCACUGUGCCGAGCAGCGUACACAAAAAAAACCAAACAAGAAUUGAAAUUUAGGCCAAAGCGGAUUACCAGACAGCCGACAGUGGAAAAGCGGAAAAUAAAGCAAGCCCAAAGCCCAAGUACAAGCCAGUAGCAGGAGGUUCUCCUCCCAAGGCAAGGGAAAAGUGUGCGAAAAACGGGCAAAAAAUCACCCAAAAAAUAAAAUGAGAAAAACAACAAUAAGUGUGCGUGGAGAGAGUGAAAAGUGAAUUGCGGAAAAGCGUCAAAGACAGAUAAACAUUGUGUGAGUGCGUGAUAGGAGUGAGUGGGCGGGCAGGGCAGUAAAUCAUAUGGAAAUUUGAGCCCGUCAUGCGGACUCAUUAACGUUUUGCAGCGGGAGAGCCGAACCACAGAUUCAGCUUCAGCUUCAGCUACAGCACCACUCGAGUUGCGUGUGGGUCAUCAAUUAAUCCACUGCCAGCAGCAGCGGCUACCAACAACCACAGCAGCAACAGCAGCAACAAAACCACAGCUACAGCUACAGCAACAAAAAUAAAAACGGACAACGGACCAGCCUCGAAUCCCGCCUAAAAAGAAGCGCCCAUAAAAGCGCAAAUAAACAUGUAAAAGCACAUUAAGAAUCGGUGUGGGACAUUCGCUCGAUUUAAGCAACUUUAACUGCCACGAAAGCAACUCCAGCUGAUCUAAGUCGACGGACGACGGUCGACAGAGCCGCAAACAGACAUGCAUACGUGAAUGGCAGCUGAAAUGUUAUUUUUAUGGUCCAACUCUGAGCCAAAGAGUACAUUGGCGCUUCAUUAAAGGCAACGUCGGAAGCGGAAAUCGCAUUCAGAGCAGCCAUAACAACGCAGGACCUGUGUUUAUUGGCGCCACGUCAUCGCAGACACUGACACAAACACAACGAACAGACCAGGACAGACCACACCGCACAUGUAGAACAAGAACAACAAUUGCAGUCAAUUUGGGUGCUGUUGCUGGUGCUGCGGCAAUAUACGCCACUCCUACACUCUUUUGCACUCGUUUUGUUUCUUUGACAGUUUGGUCAAAUCGAAGUUUGUUUUAUAAAUGACGAGACGUUCUCGCGUUUGGCACAACGCACCGCAAGCUAAACAAAAUGACAGCCAUGCAGUUUUUAUUAGCAACAGCGACAACUGCUGGAACAACGAGAAUACCAGAAAUCAGAGCCACACCAUCAUCAAUGGAAACUACUUCAACAUAUUGCCAGCCGAAAGAACAGCCACACAAUUCGCAUCGAAAAACACGAACGAGAUGCACGUCCAUGUCGAGGACAUCCAUGCUGUGGAUGCGGAUGAGGAUGUUGUGGAUGCGAAUGCGAAAUCAAAUGUCGUUGGCGGACAAUGGCAGAACGAUUUGGGUGGUCGGCUGGAUGUUGACACUGUUGAUUUGCCUGCAGCUGAACACGGCGCUGGCGGACGAGGAGUCGCAGGAUUUUCAAAAGAACAUACCCGCCCGAUUGGUCUGGGCCGCUCUGGGCAAGACUGUGGAGCUGCCCUGCGACCUGACACCACCCACGCCCCAGGACUCGGUGAAGCUGCUGCUUUGGUUCAAGGACACCACCGGCAUACCAUUGUACAGCCUGGACUCGCGUGGCGGAAAUGUGAAAUUGGCUCCGCAUGCGGCCAUAGCUAGCGAUCUGGGGCAGCGUCUCUUCUUCAGCAUCGGCGAUAAUCCCAAGGAUUCCCGCCUGCAGAUAAACGACGUUAAGCCCGAGGAUGGUGGCGUCUACCGCUGCCGCAUUGAUUUCUUCAACUCGCCGACGCGCAACUUCAGGCACAACCUGACCCUAGUGGUGCCGCCCGAGGAGCCGCGCAUCUUCGAUGCUCAGGGCAAGGAGAUAACACAGCUGGCGGGGCCUUUCCGCGAGGGCUACGAGCUCUUUCUCUGCUGCCAAGUGAGGGGAGGUCGUCCUCCGCCCAAGGUUACCUGGUGGCGCGACGACACUGAGCUAAUCGGCACCAGCCACACCUCCGUGGAGGAGGGUGCCACCGUGAUGGUUAAUCAGCUGCUGAUUGGCACCACCACCCGCGACUUUUACGGCGCACGCAUCGAGUGUCGUGCCCAAGGCACACGACUGGUGGAUCCCGUCCGCAAGGAUGUCACCGUGCAGGUUCACUUGAAACCCGUUCGCGUGAAGAUCGUCACACCCAAUGAUCUGCUCACUGCCGGCCAUCCUAUGCCCAUUCGCUGCGAAUCCUGGGGCUCGUAUCCGGCGGCCAAGAUUGCCUGGCUGCUGGACGGCGAGCCCAUACGAAAUGCCGAGGUUACGGUGCACAGCGACAAGGAGGAUGGCAACAUCACGACCAGCAUUCUGACACUGAAGGUAACGUCGGAGAAUGACAACGCCGAGCUGACGUGUCGCGCCACGAAUCCUUGGUUCUCCGGUGGCGCCAUCGAGGACAAGCGUAUCAUACGUGUGGCAUAUCCACCCACUGUGUCGGUGCACUUGGCCAACGAGGAUCCCAGUCGUGUGGUGACGCGCGCCGAGGGCCAGAAUGUCACGUUCAAAUGCCGUGCGGAUGCCAGGCCUCCGGUUACCAGCUACUCCUGGUUCAAGAAUGGCAUGCGUAUGUCGGGCGAGAGCACGGACAUAAUGCACUUGACGCAGCUGGAGCGGGAGAGUGCGGGUGCAUAUGCGUGUGGGGCGACCAACACGGAGGGCGAGACGCGCAGCUCCAGCCUGACGCUGAGAUUGCAAUUCUCUCCACGCUGUAAGCCUGGCACUGAGCAAACAUCCAUUGGAGCCAUCAACAUGCACUCGAUACAGGUCAAAUGCGAGGUGGAUGCCGAUCCACCGGACUCCGUUCGAUUCAGCUGGACAUACAACAACACCCGCAACGUGUCCCCGGUGCUCAACUCGAGGAUACAAUCGAAUGGACUGGCCAGCACGGUGACGUAUCUGCCGCAAACCGACUCCGAGUUAAUAACGCUUGCCUGCUGGGCCAGCAAUGCGGUGGGACGCCAGACGACGCCCUGUCUGGUGCACAUUCUCCCUGCAAAUACUCCGGAGGCACCAAAGGCCUGCGAAUUGCGCAACGACACCAUACUGGAGGUGGUCUGUGUGGCUGGCAGCGACGGCGGACUCUCGCAAUACUUCAUGCUCGAAGUUGUGGGCGGAGAUCUGCUGUACUCCAGCGACUCGGGUGCGACGGGCCCCAACCAGGGACGUGGACAGUUUGCCGAGGCCAUUGGCCUGGGCGACAAUGAGAUAUCCACGCUGAACGAUCAGGCGACAUCUGCACCCAUCUUUCGCAUGCAGGAGAACAGUCCACAGUUUCGUUUGAAUAAUUUAGAGCCGGGACGUGAAUAUCAAUUUUUAGUUUACGCCGUCAACGCCAAAGGACGAAGCGAACCGCCGGUGGUGAUUGAGCGCGUACGCGUGGCCGCACAACUGGGACCAUAUGAUGAAUCGAGCGACCCCAGGGAGGACCCGACGCCCGCAGAAACAACGCAUCAUGGCGGCACCGGGCCGGGGGGCAGCAGCAGCGCUGGAGGCGUGGGCACCGGCGCCAGCAUAGGCAAUGGGCCGGAGAAGCAAUCCACGCUCCUGAUACUCGCCGCCACCGUUGUGAUAGGCGCCGUCAUUGUGACGUCAAUUAUCGUGGCCGGCAUCGUCGUCGUCUGCCGGCACAGGCCGCGGCCACCUGAGCCGCAGGAGGUGCGCAAGAGCAUGCGGCCGGCGCGGAACGAUGUGCCCAGCAUGUACAUCGAGGAGGACGAGCUGAAUGAGCUGGAGGAGGGCGGCGGUCGAGCGGCCGAGAUACGAGCGCGCGUAACACCCGUUAAUUCGCAUCUAUGCGGUGGGGGUGGCGGCGGAGGAGGCAUACCAGGCGUCGGCUCGAGUGGCGGUGCCAUUGUGGGCGUGGCCGGACCACAUCACUACAUCUCGGAGAGCUUCAUUCAGUACGCGCAGCCCAGUCUAAACGGCGAUGUGCUCCUACCUUUGCUUGUAACGUCCAGCCAGCCGGGCAACAGCGGCUACCGCCUGGCCUCGCCCGUCUCCGCCACCAUCUCGAACGUGGUUGUGGCCGUGCCACAGCUUCAGCCAGUUGCCACAGCAGCUACUGCUGCUGCUGCUGGGAGUGACUCUGCCUGGCCGCCCAAAUGUAUGCAAAGUAAAUUUUAUGUAACUAAAUCUGUGCAGCAGGCUGAAAGGCAACAGCCGCCCCCACUCAAACAGAAACUUGCCCAGAAACAGAAACAGAACCAGACCGAGACCCAGGAACAGGAACAAAAACAGAACCAGAAACAAGUGCAGUUGCAGCUGCAACUUCAGGCCCGAACACAGAUGGGCUGCCAUGUCUAAGCCAAGCUGCUGUCUGCUGUCCGCUUGGAGCAUUGGCUGUCGACAAGAGAGCUGUGGAGCUGAAUCCCAAAAAUAUAUUUAAUGAACCAUUCCAGCAAAACCAAUGGCAUGGCAUUUUUGCUUCAUUUCACAUUUUAAUUUGUCGUCCAUUUAGGAUCCCAAUUUAUAUUUCUUGUUGCAAAUGCUGCUGCUACGAGUAGCUGCUGAUGCUGAUGCAACAUUCAUGCAUUCACAUGUCGCUCAUCCAAUUUCCUUUAUUACCUUUGUGCACCCGAAACUAUUUUUGCUAGAUUUCUUCACAUGGUUUAUCUGCAAUGCAAAUGAAACAAAAAUUGCAAGAGAAUUUCCUUUUAUUUGCUGAAUUUGCCAUGAUUACGGACGGAGCGAGCGCCCUUUUGAAAGCUCUGCAAACCAGAAAAUUAGUCAGAUGAAGGGAUCACGGAUAUUAAAUAAAAGCUAAUUGAAGUUUAUGAGUUUUUUGACAGCCAUUUUGUUUGGCCACAAAAUUAGAGGCCAGGGAACAGGCGCACACACACACAGACAGCAACGACAAUACGAACACCAGAGAAUGCAGCAGCAGCAGUCAAAUAUUUUGUUUAAAAAGGGAUAAAUGCUGCAGAUCCCAGCUCUGAAACUGGGGGCAAGACAGUGAUGACAGUGAUGGGCCAUGGGAGCAGGGGACUGGGCACUGGGAGUGCGGACUGUUUGCGCAGUCUUUGUUUUUCGUUGACAUUUGUGUUUAUUUCUCUCUAUGCUGUCUGCCUCAACUCUCUCACUGCCCCCACGCUUCCCUACCCUGCAGCAGUGGCAAGCCUUUUAGACGUUUUGCAUACAUUUUUGAAGCGCAGGACACGCCAGUGCAAACAAACAUAUGUACACGAUUCUGUCUCUCCCCCUCUCCCUCACUCUCUUUGUGUGUGUUUGUGCCUCAGACAGCAACAAAUUUAGCAAAAUAUUCUGACAUUCCUCGGCCCCUGUGCCCCGCUCUGCCGUUCUGUUUACUGUGCGAGCUCAUGCAGACUUUGUUUUAACUUUGAAUUGCAUAAAUUUUAAUUAUUUCGAAAGCACUAAAUUAAAACGCAAAAAUAAGCACAAAGGCACACACACACACACACACUGGCACACUCAGACUCUCGCAAAUAGGGAGUCCGGGAGAGGCAUGCCGACAUGCUGGCAAAUGCAAAUAUUAUUUAAUGGGCAUAUGUGUCGUAUACGUGAUAUUAUUGCUAACACAACAUGGGGCCCGCACCUCGCUUGCGCCCCAGCCUCUGCUCUGCACUGCCCUGCUGGGGCUCAAAUGUCACAAAUUAGCUAAAUUUGAUUUUGUCAGCGAUUUAAUUUUAUAUUUUCAUUACUUUUUCCCCGCCUUCGUUUUGUCUUUUGCUCCUUCCUCUUCCACUUCCGCCCGCCUGUCAGCCGCCUUAAUUUAUGUGUGUGCUUGGGUGGGUGGGGGGUGCUCUGACACGACCCACGACACACACAUACAUUUGACUGUCAGGCGGGUGUAGCAGGGUGUGUGCAUAUUUGUAGUGUCCUCGUGUCCUCCCGUCAGCACAUAAACCAAGUCAACUGGCUUACAAGACACUAACAAGUGCCCCAAGUCACUGCUGAAGUGCGCCCAAGGAGCGCUCUGUCCAGACACGCUGUGCGAGUAGCUGUUACACCAAAGACGCAAAACUAAAGGGAACACAGUUUAGGGGCAGGCACUCCUCGAUGGGGGAUUACACUUACACGGCGCCCCACACAAGCAGCCCCAAAAAUGUCGCCUGUCAACGUCGCCUGUCUCUUGAAGCUCAAAUAAGAACUUGAAGUUGCAAUUCUGCAUUCUCCAGCACCCACACGGACACACGGACAGCUCUUCAAGUGUUAUGCUAUAUUUAAAUGUGUGUUUUUUUAUGUUUCAAAUGCAGCUUUACUUAGCUGCAAAGCGAAAUUGAAAUAAAGAACGCACACAUGCAGCACUGUAUCUCGGGGGCAGACAAGUGAGCUACUGCGAGCGACUGCGCCAUAUACUGCCAUCUUGGCAGUGGCUGUCAUUAGCCAACAUUUUUAAUUGCAUAUGCUAGUCCCUCGUGCCCUCGCAUUUCUCUGCCGCUCGCUCGCGUUUCAGGUGUCUGCCGGGAGCUGGAGCCAAAGCCAGAGCCGUAGCCCGGCCCCUUGGCGCAGUCAAAUUCGUUUGACUUUUUAUGCCCCACAGUCAUUGCUGCCACGCUCUGUUCUGUGCAUGUGUGGGGGGGAGAGGGAGACAUUUUUUGUUUCAUCGUUUGCUGCUUUUUUUCUGCGUUUCUGUGUGUGUGCACAUUUGUUUCAUUUCAUGCUGCUCCAUUCAUUUUGCUCGGCAUCUCUCUUUUUUUGUGUCUUAUUGUUGGUGUUGUUUGUCUUGCCGCUUGUACUGUCUGUCUGUUUGUGUGUGUGCGAGCGAGUCAAGAGUCGCGACGUCGACAUGCAGCGUCUGAGCAACAUUUGUGUAGCCUUCGUCCUUGUGCCAUCUUCAAAGAGUGUGUGUGUGUGUGUGCGCUCGCGUAUUUGUGUAGUAAGUAAUGUGAGUGGGUUGUAGGUGGUAGGUUUCUUGUGCACUUCAGCGCCACUCGUCUAAUUAGACAAAGUUAAGACCCAGCCACACACAGCAGCCACUCGAAAUGAGCACACGGUGCCAUUUUCUGUGGCCCAACGAGUGCCUAGCAUUAUCUUAAAGACUCCUUAAAGCAUUCAUGCCAUCCCUACACACGCUUUCUACUCGCACUUUGAUGUCGUCGUCCCGCAAAAAAUGCCACAGAAUUUGCUUGGGCAACAUUGUUUAUGUGGCCAUACGCACCAUUCUCACCCACAUUCUAUGCCACUCCUGCAGGAGCCGCAAUGUCAAGCGGCGUUCAUUCAUUUGUCGCCGCACUUCCGCUUCCUCUCUUCGCAUCAUCUUCCCAGAGAGUUUCUACAUAUACCCUGCAAGAAGGUAGCAUUCUGUGGUCUAGCAACUCCGAACCCUCUGGAGUAUUUCCUUGCCUGGAGAAGUCUGUGCAUGGGUUGACCACAUAUGUAGCUGCCAUACAAACGUUCCAUCCGCAAGGGUAUUAAAUGCUACUGUUCUUUGGUCGUUUUUUGUUUGCUUCCCACUUUGUUGGAUGAGGCCGUGACAUCCAGGCUGGCAACAUUUUUGCGACUUUUGACAUUUUUUAAUGCUGUCAGGCAUGGCGUGAAAGUAAACGUGAAGGGCCCACAGCCCACAGGGGCGACAUACUCGUACGCAGCAUAGUAGAGAUGAGAGCCUGCUGCUGCCUUAGUUUGUGCGUCUUUAUGACUCAAAGACGCCACACAAAUGUGACAUAAAAGGCGAUAAUAAUAAAAUAUCACACAGGGUGUGCUCUCUGUCGCUCUCUCGCCAAAUAACAAACUGCAAAAUCGUAAAGGACAAGCGGCAAAUGAAGGCUGGUGCUGGUGCUGCUGCUGAAUGGCGCUCAAGUUUCACUUGUGCCGCGCAGUCGGACCACAAUAAAAUGUAUUCCGGCAUAAAUUCCAAUGAAAUGUGCCAAUAAAAAUUAAGAAAUUGUUGAAUUAUUUUAUGUUUACGAGCGUUGACAGAGAGGUACAGGGGGUAGGGCUGGGUCCUAGUAAAGUGAAUAUUAAUAUUGAAAUGUUAUUGUGUUGUUCCGGUUUCUGGUGCUCGUAUUUGUUUGUGUGUGUCGUUCGUUCAAUGUUUUUCCUGUGCUUUUAUUAGUUGUUAUUUUCGUUUUGUGUUUCUCUUAUCAGCGCACAAAUGGUCGUCUGGUCACGCUUUUGAUAUGUAAUCGUAUUGUGCUAAUGGCUCUCUUUUUCUUUUGCUGCUCAAAUAAUAAUUUGCAACUGUUGUGAUGUCAUUUUUGCAAGAAAUAUCAACAAAAACCAAAAACCAAAAACCAAAAACGAAAACGAAACAAGCCCAAAAACUAAUCGGUAUAAAUAUUUUGCUUUUGUUUCUCUAAAACACACACGCACACCACACACACUCACACACUCAUAAACAUUCACUCUACCAUUUUUCACUCGCAUAAAUUUACACACACACACACACACACACGUAUACAUUCUUACAUAUGCUUCCGGCAUUUGCUGUUGAUUUUGUUUUAUAUACCAACCUACAAAAGUGUAUAUUGCAGACCCGGAUCUGAUAUUGCCGCGCGGCGAAUUGGAAUUUACGACCCUGGAUCCCACGCUGAAGUAAUUGUAAAAAGUAAUAAUAAAUAUCCGCCGUAGUGAACAACAACAAGCAGCCACAAUAGACACAUUACACACACACACACACACAUACACACAGAAAGAUACACACAGCCGAUCCGCGGUGAGAGCUCAUAAUUCACGGGCAUUUCAUUAAACAUAGCUGUAAAUUUUUAGCAUAAAUUUAAAUGCAUUAACGCAGGAAAAACGAAAAAAAAAGGGAAGGUAAGACGUGCUACGUACUGGUGGCUAUACGUAGGUACACACACACACACACACACAUAGUUAUAGGUUUAAGCCAUUUUGUAAUUGUCAGCCAUAUUUAAGUGUCAUACGAAACCAAAAAUCAAAAGAUUAAACCCGAAAUCGAAUUACUGCUGCUCUAUAAAUAGGCUAAAAACCAUUUGCAAACUAAAAUCAAAAGAUACCUAAGCAAAAUUGUAAAUAAAACAUCCAACAACUGGAGGGGAUUCGAAUGGAAAUGGAAACUGCAACGAAAACCGUUGCACCAUCAUCAAAUUGUACAUACAGAUAUAUAGAGAGAGAACGGGCAAACAUUAAUCAAACUGCAUUUAUAUGUUGAAUAUUAAUUGUAAUUAAUGAACAACUAGUCGAUAAGCAAUUAGCCAAAUAAGCCUUGUGUAUUUAAAGUGUAAUUAAGACUCCUAGAGCUGGAAUUAUUGGUAAUAAUCAAAUGUAAAUGCCAGAGCGCCAGCUCUCUGCCUCGAUGGACGGUGUGUGUGUGUUUGUCGGCCGUUCAAUAACGAUAUAGAAAUCCAUUAGUCGUUAGUGCCACAUCUUGUUAAUGGCCAGCUAAAAUUAAAAUGUUACCAAAAUUAAAUAUUUAUUCCGGGGCCUCAGGGUCCACGCCAUUCCGCACAUCUCUGGCUCAUCUGUGGGCCAGUUCCUGUUGCUAUUUAUACCAACAAUUCAUGAAUAUUCUAUUACCACAACAAGCCGAAUCGAAACGAAGAUGAAUAAUCAAGAGAGCAACCAGCAAAACACACACAAAACAGAGAGAACAAACCCUAAGUGGGCGAUGUUCGAGUGCUGUUCGAGUAAUGAAUAAAAUGUUGAAUAAACAGUCGCAAAAAAGAAACAUGCCAGUUACGAGAGCAUCGAACCACAAAAAGGGAACUACAACUACAACUAUAAAACUGAAUUCAUUGUAAAUGUUAUAAAUAACUAAGGUAACCGAGCGAAGAGGAGAGCAAAGCAGAGCGUAGAUAAUACUCGUUAUAAAACUAAUAAUAAUAAUUGUAAUAAUAAUACGGCAUACCAGUUUACACAAUACUCCAAUGUAAUUCGAAUUCUAAUUUCAAAUAUACAACAACAAC